Notolabrus celidotus (New Zealand spotty) is the source of this 2199-nucleotide messenger RNA. Its product is annotated as sterol 26-hydroxylase, mitochondrial. Gene Ontology annotation, molecular function: monooxygenase activity; iron ion binding; oxidoreductase activity, acting on paired donors, with incorporation or reduction of molecular oxygen. The transcript is spliced from 9 exons. Bases 28 to 1593 code for a protein of 521 amino acids. The record is from RefSeq and is a predicted model, not a curated record. Gene Ontology annotation, biological process: glucocorticoid biosynthetic process; cellular response to peptide hormone stimulus; cortisol metabolic process. NCBI's taxonomy places the organism in Eukaryota, Metazoa, Chordata, Actinopteri, Labriformes, Labridae. Gene Ontology annotation, cellular component: mitochondrial inner membrane.
UUUUGCAGUUGCUGCUCUGCCCUCUUCAUGGCUGCACGGCUGUCCCGAGGUUUGAUGUGGAGGAAUGGAAAAUGGUGUCUUUCCUGCCCUCUGUCCGGGACUCGGAUCUGCUUCAGGGGGGUGGGAAGCACCUCAUCUAGCCCUGGGGCUCUCUCUCCCUUUCAGGACAAGCCACGGAUGGUAGAGGACCUUCCUCAUGUCAGUGUGUUGGAGCUGCUUUACAGGAUGGUGUUUCAAGGUUUCUACAGCCGCCUACAUGAGCUCCAGAUCUACGAGAAGCAGCGAUACGGGCACAUCUUCAGAGAUGGGAUGAAGUCAGUGUCUGUGAACACUCCUCAGCUGCUGGAGGAAAUCCUGAGGAAUGACGAGAAGUUCCCUCGCAGAGGAGACAUGACUCUGUGGACGGAGUAUCGUGACAUGAGAGGACUCGGCUAUGGACCUUUCACUACGGAGGGAGAGAGGUGGUACAACCUGAGGGCAAUGCUGAACAAACGCAUGCUGCAUCCGAAGGACUCUGCACAGUACGGAGGUGUUAUCAGUGAGGUGGUUACAGACUUCAUGAAAAGGGUGAACUACCUGCGACAGGGCAGCCCCACAGGAGAUUUGGUGCCUGAUGUGGCUAAUGAGCUCUAUCGUUUCUCUCUAGAGGGUAUCUCCUCCAUACUGUUUGAGACAAGGCUUGGGUGUCUGGAAAAGAAAAUCCCUGCAGGCACAGAGGAUUUCAUCGACUCCAUCGCCCAGAUGUUCUCCAACAGCAUGGCUGUGGCAGUGACACCCAAAUGGAGCCGCACUUUCCUGCCCUUCUGGGAGCGCUACAUAGCAGGCUGGGAAGGCAUCUUCACCUUUUCUAAAAAGUUGAUUGACCAGAAAUUGGAGGUCAUCCAGCAGCGUGUGGAUAAGAACCAGGAAGUGGAGGGUGAAUACUUGACAUACCUCUUCUCAAACACCAAGAUGAGCACCAACGAUGUGUACGGCAGCAUCGCAGAGCUUCUGUUGGCUGGAGUGGACACGACCUCCAACACCCUCACAUGGACCCUGCACCUGCUGUCCAAACACCCUGAAGUCCAGGACAGACUUCACCAAGAGGUGUGCUCUCUGGUACCCACAGACUGGCUGCCCUCAGCUGAGGAGGUCACAAAGAUGCCAUAUCUAAAGGCUGUCAUCAGGGAAGCACUGAGGAUGUACCCUGUGGUCCCCAUAAAUGCAAGAGUCAUUACAGAGAAGAGUGUUGCUGUUGGUGGAUAUCAAUUCCCCAAAAAAACCGCUUUCACGCUAUGUCACUAUGCCAUCAGUCAUGACGAGGACACAUUCCCACAGCCGUUCUCGUACAAACCGGAGAGGUGGCUCCGUGACGGACGAGAAAGGCCAAACCCGUUUGGCUCCAUCCCAUUUGGUUUUGGAGUGAGAGGUUGUGUCGGCCGCCGGAUCGCUGAGCUUGAGAUGUACAUGGUUCUGUUUCGGAUCAUCAGACAGUUUGAAAUCCAGCCAGAUCCGACGAUGGGAGAGAUGAAAUGCAUCAGUCGCACAGUCCUGAUCCCCGACAAACCACUGAACCUGCACUUUGUGGACCGAGGAGCUCCAAAUGUCGCCUGAUUUACUUUUCACAGAUGUCUCUGUUUGAAUGCAAAUGUUGCAUGUGAGGGUAAAACUUGUUAUGUAUUUGUUUUAAUGAAUGUACAGACUUGAUCAUAGAGAGACAGCAGCAGCAGGUUUGAAACAUUUUGCUUUGACAAAUCAAUCAUUAAUAUUCAAAACAUAUUUUAAGCUCAUAUGUAUAGUAUAUCAUAUGUACUGUAUAUCAUGUGCACAGCCUUUAUUGCAACAUUUUUCCAUAAUUUUGUGAGACUGAAAAAACAUUGAGCACUUCCGGUAUGAUACUAGUACUUGACAGGUGGUCAUUGUUUGUACAGAAUGAUGAAAGAUACGAGGAUGACACUUUAUUUUUCUACGAACAGUUAAAGAAUAGAUAAAACAGAGUGAUAUGGAUUUCCUGUAAACCUCAUGAAAUGGUCUAAGUGGUUUAACAAGGUGGGCGAUAACCUUCAGAUGUUAUACUUUACUAUAAUCUGUACAUGUCUUCCUCACCUGCUUACUUCACAUAAAAUCAAAGAGUGCGCUGCAUGGGUGAACAUCUAUAUUCCAGAUGCCUCACAAUACUGUAUACCUUUUUAUUGCACAAUAAAGCAUUGUGUCUUUUUA